Kwoniella botswanensis is the source of this 990-nucleotide messenger RNA. RefSeq lists its product as uncharacterized. NCBI's taxonomy places the organism in Eukaryota, Fungi, Basidiomycota, Tremellomycetes, Tremellales, Cryptococcaceae. The record is from RefSeq and is a predicted model, not a curated record. The coding region runs from base 1 to 990 and encodes 329 amino acids. The transcript is spliced from 6 exons.
AUGACACCUCUCAGCACCUUGGCGACGACAAUCAUCUUCGCCAGCGUUGCUCAUGCAGCAAGCUUAAGUUUUCUAGGCUGUGUCAAGGCGUCUGCCCUCAGCUCAUAUACAGGUACUUCACAAACCAGUCGGUCUGCAUGCCAGGCAUAUUGCUUGAAUGUCUCCGGAAAUCUGCACGGUGCAGCGUAUAUAGCUGAUACCUCCGGGUGUUAUUGCGUGCCGAGCAAUGAUAUACUUAAUGGUUUCCUCUACUCAGACUUGGCCACAGGGAUGGACAGUGUUGGUAAUUGCUUUACGUCCGAUGCCUCUUACGAUUCGCAGGUCACACAGGCACAGGCCGAUACCAUUGCCUCUAACGGCAAGGUACCUUAUGCACAAUUCACAGGCUGUUACACUUCUCAGCCGCCUGCCGGACCCCAAGGAUCUCACCAAUUCUCAAGAACUCAGAGGCUCAAUCAGGUUCCGUACUAUGUCCAGGUUGGGGGCUAUCGAUCGUACGCAUUCUGGAUCAGCGCCGUCUCUGGUCGAUCAGGCUUCAAUUUUAUGGGUUACAACGACUGGGAUCUUGAUCUAUCCUCGCUUACUCCUACUGAUUGUUCCGUGAUUGGUAACGAUACCUGGCUUGUUGCUCUUGGCCCGGAACCCUCUGCGACUCCUUCUGCCGUGGCCCGUAGGGCGAACCGGAUAAAGCGAGAGAGAUCGCUUUGUCCCAAAGAUCAACAUGCCUGCCGAAUUUAUGGGUCAUCAGAAUAUGAGUGCCUGAAUACCAACUACGAGCUAGAAUCGUGCGGUGGAUGCAAAUAUGGUGAAUAUCUGGGUGACUACCGAAGACCUUACCUGGUUAAUACGACUACGUCUGCGGGAGAGGACUGCUCGAAUAUUGCUGGCGCAGAACCAUGGGGUGUAUCCUGUUCAAGUGGUCGAUGUGACAUCAAGGCGUGUAUCGAAGGUUAUUCCUUGGUCGAUGGGGAAUGUGAGCAGAUUGUGUAG